AUGGAUUUCCUUGAUUACCAAACUUUUGCGCUUGAUGAAGCUAAUGCUAAAGACUACGAUCUUCCAGAACCAGCGUCCAGACUGCCAAUAAAGUCUCAGCAGUCAUCGAAAGACCUUGACAAGGACUUUUCGAUGCCUCGUCUCGCGAACGCAGAGCUUGAUGCUGAAGGCACUGAAAACCUACAAGAUAAAAUGCAGAAAUAUGCAUCGCUAUCGUUAUCAGCCCUGUCAUUAAAGAGACUGCCACCUCAAUCCUCGAUGGAGAACCCGGUAGUCUCUCAAGGAACAUCUCUAGGAGAGAAAACCCUGGAACAAUUGGUACAAAAUGGGGAGAAGACCAUUGACAAUACAGAUGCACUACUCUCUAAGAGACUCUCAAGGAUAUUGGACGCGCAUCACCGGAAUACUCUACAAUGCGACACGCAGCUAAGAAGGUCUUUCAAAGUUCUUGAAGACAAUCAGGAUCGCUUGCAUUUUAACAGCAAGACAUUGGUGCGUCCUGAUUUUGUGGGCUCGCUUGCGCGAAACUCUUUGAGAAGCAAUCUCGAAAGCGAACUACUGAAGUCACAUCUUAUGAUUCUCGACGACAUCCAGCCUAUAGUGAGGCGCAUAAAGAGGCUCUCCGAACCGGUCCAAAACAUACACCAAAUGGGGGACGCUCUCUUAAAACAAGGCGAAAUGGCCCAUGAUGAAACGAAAACUUACAUGGACACUGUUUACAUUCUACAAAACGCUCUUCUCAAGCAUCGACUUAAAAAACGAAUCUUAGUUAUGCUCCGUGAUAAACUCACUCUCAAUCAGGUCGAAGAAGAUGCAUUGAUAAACUCCAAUGUUGGACCCGAAUUCUUUGAAGUGAUGAAAAAGCUCAUGAGAUUAAAAGAAACUGCAACAUACCUCUUGGCGCUUCCCAAUCCGAAAGCAGGCACUGUUUUAAUGGAACAAACCAAUGCAAAAAUAGAAAAGGCCAACAAGCGCAUUUUCAACUACUUAGUUGACUUCUUGUAUGAUCUUCAAAGCGCAUCAAAGACUUUUGGCGAACGCGCUUUCUCUUCUAAUGAUAAGCCUUUAAUAACAUUUCAACAAGGAAUGCUUUAUCUCUCCAAUGACUUGCCAAUUUUUAACGAGUUUAUCAAACGAGUCGUAAAGGCCAGAUCUCAGAUAGUUCUGGAUGACUUCCUCUCCCAGUUUGAUGUCAGCUCCGCCAAAGCGUCAAGGCCGAUUAUUAUCUCAGCCCACGACCCAGUUCGCUACCUUGGUGAUGUUCUUGCGCAUGUACACUCACUCAUAGUAGAUGAAGCGGACUUCAUGGACUCGAUGUUCAAAUUUCAGAACUGGAAUAUUCAAGAUACUCCAACAUCAAUACUACAAGAAAACCGAGAAUUCUUGAAUGGCUUAAGUAUUUCACUUCUAAAUGAAACAUUCGGUCCAGUGGAGAAUUCUAUUAGGAUUCGAUUGGAACAGAUCAUAAGAUUUGAAGAUGAUCCUAUAAUAAAUUUCGAAAUCUAUGAGCUUUUAGCCCUUUACCAAAUGAUGUUCAUCAAGUACGGAUUACGUCCCGAUUCUAACUUAAUACUGCAGUUGAUUAAUCUUAGAAACACCUCGAGCUCUAAAAUUUUAACCGGUCUGACAAAAAUUCUCGAUGACGCCAACAUCACACAAAAUUUGGAGAAAGAACUUCUACCCGCUGAAUGGCUUGUUAAAUACUUGGCCAAACUCUGCGAACUUUUGACUAAAUUCGAAAAAAGCGGAUCUGUCAAAGAUUCCGAAACCCUAAUUGACUCAAACUUCCUUAAAGAAGCGCUUGCGUGUUUGAUAACUGAAAAGCUUCCUGAAUAUCAUAAAUCUAAGUUCCCGCAAGCGAGAAAGGAAAAAGAAGUGAAAAAGCAUUUGCUUUUAUCCGAGAUUAAUUGCAUAGACCUGAUUAAAACUAGGAUGUUACCAUACCGUGAAACAAUCUUUUCCAAGGGCGACAGGCAUUUAGUUUAUGAAAAUAUUGAUUCUCAUCUCCAAGCCUCUACCAAAUCUUUGAUCGGCCUUGAAACAAAAUCACUUCUAGAAAAGCUGGGGCUGGAUCUCUACAGCAACCUUUUCAACAUGAUUUUUCCCGUGGAGUCAGUUCAAGAUGAAUUGGAUUACGAUAUGUAUCUUCCAGUUCUUGAGAACCCUAUAAUGCAAAGGGACACAAUAAGAUCCAAUGUUCAUAUUAAGCUCAAUGACUUUCUACCUAUCUUGCUCAGUGACAUUCAAGACAACCUGUUAUUCCACAUUGUUUCUCCAAAAAUUGCGGACCAUAUUUCCACUGAAUGUCUCUCCUGUCUUUCAAAAUUCUACAAAGUCUUUAGACAAGUUCUUUUGAAGCUUUACCCCGAAAACCAUGAAGACAUUGACACUAUUCUAAACUUUUCAGAAGAGGAAUUUGAUACUCUAAUAGGUCUAAAUUAA
Messenger RNA from Lachancea thermotolerans CBS 6340, 2442 nucleotides. RefSeq names its product Golgi transport complex subunit COG6 (gene COG6). The record is from RefSeq and is a predicted model, not a curated record. NCBI's taxonomy places the organism in Eukaryota, Fungi, Ascomycota, Saccharomycetes, Saccharomycetales, Saccharomycetaceae. Bases 1 to 2442 code for a protein of 813 amino acids. Gene Ontology annotation, biological process: intra-Golgi vesicle-mediated transport. Gene Ontology annotation, cellular component: COG complex. The transcript has a single exon.